GCCGAUGUCAUUCCUAUUAUGUGAUAAAGGAACUGUGAGUUUCAGAGUAGCUGGAUAGGAGAGACUCAUUCCCGGAGAACAGAGAGCUCUUGAUUCAUUUUGUAAAUAGGUAGAAUUAGACUGGAUUCCACAAGCAACAUGGACUGCUCAACUCCAAAGCUUGACAAAAGUCAUUCAUUACAUCACAUGAGCCACUGUCAGACACGACCAGAGCUACCCCCUCUGCCUGUGUCUGCAAGUGAGGAGCCAUCUGAACUCUACCAGACCGUCAUGUCACACAGCUUCUAUCCACCCCUCAUGCAACACACAUCGUGGACUCUGGCCGUACCCUUCAAAGAACAGUGCCACCACCGUGGACCCAGUGACUCCAUUGGCAACAACUACUCCUUGAUGGCCCAAGACAUGAAGCUGAAAGACCUGCUGAAGGUCUACCAGCCAGUCACCGGCACUGUCCCUAGGGAGAAGACUAGUCAGAAGCAGCCAUUAGGUACUUCUAAAACCUCAUCAGAGCCCAGCAGAAAGAAAAUGAAAUUUUCCUUCAGAAACAAAGAGGAUCCUAGCGGGACCUGCUUGACUUGUACCGCCUCAACCUGCUCACGCAUGAGGAAUGAUGCAGACAGAUCUGCGAUCUUCCCAGGAAGCAGGCCGAUGAGCCCUGAGCAGCAGAUGGAUGUGAUGCUGCGGCAGGAGAUGGAAAUUGAAAGCAAAGAGAAAAAACCAUCUGAAUUAGACCUGGAGAGAUACUAUUACUAUUUGACCAACGGCAUCCGAAAAGACAUGAUCGCUCCAGAACACGAUGAAGUGAUGGGCCGGAUUGAAAAGCUGAUUCCUAAGAUGCUGCUGACAAGCCCUGCCCUGGAACCCCUGCAGGAUGCACUUAGAGAUGAGAAGGAAAAUGACUAUUAUUGCAGCCUCAUGAAAAGCAUUGUUGACUACAUUCUCAUGGACCCAAUGGAGAAGAAUAGGCUGUUCAUCGAGAGCACCCCCCGCUUGUUUCCUCACAGAGUGAUCCGGGCCCCAGUGCCCUGGCACAAUGUCUACCAGAGUGCCAAGAGAUGGAAUGAGGAACACCUGCACACAGUGAACCCUAUGAUACAACAUCUGAAAGAACUGUGGUUUGCAGAAUAUAAAAACCUCAGGUUUGUUCGAAUAGCAGAUUUAUUGGCAGGAAAACUGCCUCUGCUGCCUAAGGAGUACCGGAAUGUGAUCCGGAGGCAUUGCAUGGAGACUCGCCACAUUCUCCUCUCCAGGUGGAUCCCCACCUGUGCCCAGCUUUUUACCACGCAAAAGGAACACUGGGUCCACUUUGCUCCAAAGAGUAACUAUGACUCCUCUCAAAACAUCGAAGAAUAUUUUGCUUCUGUUGCCUCUUUCAUGUCACUGCAACUCAGAGAGUUGGUCAUUAAGUCCCUCGAGGACCUUGUCUCAUUCUUCAUGAUACACAAGGAUGGAAAUGAUUUCGAGGAGCCCUACCAAGAGAUGAAAUUCUUUACACCUCAGCUAAUCAUGAUCAAACUUGAAGUCUCUGAACCCAUUAUUGUCUUUAAUCCAACAUUUGAUGACUGCUGGGAAUUAAUCAACAAUUCGUUCUUGGAAAUUAUUAAGAACUCUGAAGGGAUCCCCAAGGUGGAGUCUGUCCUGUUACCAGAGUUGAAAGGGUACAGCCUGAUCCUUAGAACUGUUGACCCUAAAGAAAAACUCGUUUCUGAUUUUGUGGAUCAGACUUUUGAGGUAUUUAAGAAAAAUCAAGUUGGCCCCUACAAAUACUUAAACGUGUACAAAAAGUAUGGUGACUUGUUGGAUAGCACAGCAGAGAAAGACAUCACUGCGUUCCUGAAAGAAAAUCAUGAAAUUGAGGAAUUUGUGAUGAGCAUCAAUGGUAUAAAAAAGAGGAGAAAUGAAAUUGCAUCCAUGCACAUUACUGUGCCUUUGGCAAUGUUUUGCCUUGAUGCUAUGAUCCUGAAUUAUGAUCUGUGUGAGCGAGCUCAAAACCUUAAAGACCGUCUGAUUCAAUAUCAAGUGGAUGUCAACCGUGACACCAAUACCAGCAUUUGUAACCAGUACAGUACCAUUGCAGACAAAGUCAGUCAGGUUCCUUCCAACACCUCGGAGCUGGUAUCCCUCAUUGAGUUCUUAAGGAAAUCCAGUGACGUCACUGUAUUCAAACUCAGGAGGCAACUUCGAGAUGCAAGUGAAAGGCUAGAGUUCCUGAUGGAUUAUGCAGACUUACCUCAAGAGGAUAUCAAACUGAAUAGCACCCUGUUCCUCUGGCCAGACCAGAUAGAAGAAGUCUUUGAAAGCAGCCGGAACCUGCUCCUUAGCAAGAGGGAUCAGGCGGAGAUGGACCUAAUUAAAAGGUGCUCAGAAUUUGAGUCGAGGCUCGAAGGCUAUGGCAAGGAGCUGGAAGCCUUUAGGAAGCGUGAAGUGAUGAGCACAGAAGAAAUGAAGAACAAUGUUGAAAAGCUUAAUGAGCUUUCCAAGAACCUAGAACAGGCGCUGGUGGAAUUUGAGCUCAUCAAUAAGGAGGAAGAGCUGCUAGAGAAGGAGAAGAGUACGUUCCCUCUUCUGCAGGCCUUGAUGACCAACAAAGUGCCAUAUGAGCAGCUAUGGGUGACAGCCUACGAGUUCAGCAUCAAGUCAGAGGAAUGGAUGAAUGGACCCCUCUUCUUACUGAAUGCUGAGGAAAUUGCAGAAGUGAUAGGGAAUAUGUGGCGAACAACAUACAAAUUGACCAAGACCUUCGCCGAUGUGCCUGCACCAAGGCGCUUAGCAGAGAAUCUCAAGUUGAAGAUUGAGAAGUUCAAGCAGUAUAUACCCAUCCUCAUCAUUUCGUGCAACCCGGGCAUGAAAGACCGGCACUGGCAGCAGAUCAGUGAAAUUGUUGGCUAUGAAAUAAAACCCACAGAAACAACUUGUCUCUUGAACAUGCUGGAAUUUGGAUUUGGCAAAUUUGUUGAAAAACUGGAGCCCAUUGGUGCAGCUGCCAGCAAGGAAUAUUCUCUGGAGAAAAAUUUGGAGAAGAUGAAGUCAGACUGGGCCAACAUGACGUUCAACUUCGUGAAAUACAGGGAUACCAAUACAAACAUCUUGUGUGCAGUUGAUGACAUUCAAUUGCUGCUUGAUGAUCACGUGAUAAAGACCCAAACCAUGUGUGGUUCACCGUUCAUCAAGCCAAUAGAAACAGAAUGCCGGAAAUGGGAAGAAAAGCUACUUCGAGUGCAGGAAAAUUUGGAUGCCUGGUUGAAAUGUCAAGCAACUUGGCUGUACCUGGAACCAAUCUUCAGCUCAGAGGACAUUAUAGCCCAGAUGCCAGAAGAAGGCAAGAAAUUUGCCAUUGUUGAUAGUUAUUGGAAAUCGCUCAUGUCCCAAGCGAUAAAAGAUACAAGGGUUAUGAUGGCAGCAGACCAGCUACGAAUGACUGAAAAGCUUCAAGAGGCCAACCUUCUGUUGGAGGACAUCCAGAGAGGACUUAAUGAUUACCUGGAGAAGAAGAGGCUCUUUUUCCCCAGAUUCUUCUUCCUGUCAAAUGAUGAACUGCUGGAGAUCUUGUCAGAGACAAAAGACCCUCUACGGGUACAGCCACACCUGAAGAAGUGCUUUGAAGGGAUUGCCAAACUGGAGUUUACAGACAAUCUGGAAAUCACAGGCAUGAUCAGCUCUGAAAAAGAAACUGUUCCAUUCAUACAGCAAAUUUACCCAGCUAAAGCCAAGGGCAUGGUAGAAAAGUGGUUGCAGCAGGUGGAGCAGAUGAUGCUGGCCAGCAUGCGUCAGGUUAUUGGACAAGGGAUUGAAGCAUAUGUCCAGGUACCUCGUAACACAUGGGUCUUGCAGUGGCCUGGCCAGGUGGUUAUCUGUGUCUCCUCCAUCUUUUGGACCAAGGAGUUGUCUCAAGCCUUGGAACAAAAUGCCCUACCGGACUUUUUGAAAAAGAAUAAUGAUCAGAUUGCAGACAUUGUUGAGCUGGUGCGAGGGAAGCUGACCAGCGGAGCCAGGCUCACUCUUGGCGCCCUCACUGUCAUCGAUGUCCACGCCCGUGACGUGGUGGCCAAGCUGGCUGAGGAUGGGGUUUCCGAUCUAAAUGAUUUCCAGUGGAUCUCGCAGCUGCGCUAUUACUGGCAGGCAAAGAAUGUACAUGUACGGAUGAUAACCACAGAAGCCUUGUAUGGCUACGAGUACCUAGGAAACUCCCCCCGGCUGGUGAUCACACCCCUCACUGACCGAUGCUACAGGACCCUCAUGGGAGCUUUGAAGCUGAACCUUGGGGGAGCCCCAGAGGGUCCAGCCGGAACAGGCAAAACAGAAACUACUAAGGAUCUGGCGAAAGCUUUAGCCAAGCAGUGUGUUGUCUUCAACUGUUCUGAUGGUUUGGAUUACAAAGCCAUGGGGAAGUUCUUCAAGGGGCUGGCCCAAGCUGGAGCAUGGGCCUGUUUCGAUGAAUUCAACAGGAUUGAGGUGGAAGUACUUUCCGUGGUAGCCCAACAGAUUCUUAGCAUUCAACAAGCCAUUAUCCGGAAGCUGAAAACCUUCAUCUUUGAAGGCACUGAGCUCUCUCUGAACCCAACCUGUGCUGUUUUCAUCACCAUGAACCCUGGGUAUGCUGGAAGGGCUGAACUGCCAGAUAACCUAAAGGCCUUAUUCCGGACAGUGGCCAUGAUGGUACCAGAUUAUGCACUCAUCGGAGAAAUCUCCCUGUAUUCAAUGGGGUUUCUGGACUCCAGAAGUCUUGCCCAGAAGAUUGUUGCAACCUACCGCCUGUGCUCGGAGCAGCUCUCCUCCCAGCACCACUAUGACUAUGGCAUGCGGGCUGUCAAGUCUGUGCUCACAGCUGCAGGCAACCUGAAGCUCAAGUACCCCGAGGAGAAUGAGAGCGUGUUGCUGCUCCGGGCCUUGCUUGAUGUCAACCUGGCCAAGUUCCUGGCUCAAGAUGUCCCUCUGUUUCAGGGAAUUAUCUCAGAUUUAUUUCCUGGAGUUGUUCUUCCAAAGCCAGACUAUGAACUUUUUCUGGGAGCACUGAAUACAAACAUCAAAAACAUGAAACUCCAGCCAGUGCCUUGGUUUAUUGGGAAAAUUAUUCAGAUCUAUGAGAUGAUGCUCGUCAGACAUGGCUACAUGAUUGUUGGAGACCCCAUGGGUGGCAAGACCUCGGCUUAUAAAGUGCUGGCUGCAGCCUUGGCUGAUUUGCAUGCAGCCAACCAAAUGGAUGAGUUUGCUGUGGAGUUCAAGGUCAUCAACCCCAAGGCCAUCACAAUGGGGCAACUAUAUGGGUGCUUUGAUGCAGUGAGCCAUGAGUGGACGGAUGGUGUCCUAGCCAAUGCUUUCCGGGAGCAAGCAUCUUCCAUGUCUGAUGAACGCAAGUGGAUUAUAUUUGAUGGGCCGGUGGAUGCUGUUUGGAUUGAAAAUAUGAACACUGUUCUGGAUGACAAUAAAAAGCUAUGUUUAAUGAGUGGUGAGAUCAUACAGAUGAGCCCCAAGAUGAGCCUGAUCUUUGAGCCGGCAGACCUGGAGCAGGCCUCCCCGGCCACCGUGAGCAGGUGUGGGAUGAUCUACAUGGAGGCCCACCAGCUAGGCUGGAAGCCCCUAAAGGACUCAUACAUGGACACCCUGCCCACUAGUCUCACCCAGGAGCACAAGGAAUUGGUCAAUGACAUGUUCAUGUGGCUUGUCCAGCCCUGCCUGGAUUUUAAUCGGUUUCAUUGCAAGUUUGUGGUCCAAACAUCUCCCAUCCACCUUGCCUUCUCAAUGAUGCGUCUGUACUCUUCUCUACUUGAUGAACUUAAGAAAACAGGACAGGAAGAAAAUGACUUACAGGAAGAGCUGUCAAGUCAACAGAUCUUUCUGUGGUUGCAAGGACUGUUCCUCUUUUCCUUGGUGUGGACCAUAGCUGGCACCAUCAAUGGAGACAGCAGACGGAAAUUUGAUGUGUUUUUCCGCAACCUGAUCAUGGGCAUGGAUGAUAACCACCCAAGGCCCAAAAGUGUCAAACUCACCAAAAACAACAUCUUCCCAGAAAGAGGAAGCAUCUAUGAUUUUUACUUCCUCAAACAAGGUAGUGGACAUUGGAAUGCAUGGACAGACUAUAUCACUAAGGAGGAGGAAAUUAUCCCUGCCAAUGCAAAGGUUUCAGAACUCAUCAUUCCCACCAUGGAGACUGCCCGACAGACAUUUUUCUUAAAAUCCUAUCUGGACCAUGAGAUUCCGAUAUUGUUUGUGGGUCCAACAGGCACAGGCAAAUCAGUCAUCACCAACAACUUCCUUCUCCACCUUCCCAAAAACACCUAUGUGCCCAACUUCAUCAACUUCUCUGCCAGAACUUCUGCCAGUCAGACCCAAGAUAUCAUCAUGUCCAAGUUGGACCGAAGACGGAAAGGCCUGUUUGGGCCUCCCCUGGGGAAGAAGGCAGUGGUGUUUGUGGAUGACCUCAACAUGCCAGCCAAAGAGGUCUAUGGGGCCCAGCCCCCCAUCGAGCUUCUGAGACAGUGGAUUGACCAUGGUUACUGGUUUGACAAAAAGGACACAACCAGGCUAGACAUCGUGGAUGUGCUGCUGCUAACAGCCAUGGGCCCCCCUGGUGGAGGAAGGAAUGACAUUACUGGACGGUUCACUCGCCAUCUGAACAUCAUUUCCAUCGAUGCCUUCGAAGAUGAGAUUCUAACCAAGAUUUUCAGUUCUAUUGCUGACUGGCACUUUGGAAGAGGGUUUGAUAUCAUAUUCCUAAGAUAUGGAAAGAUGAUGGUGCAGGCUACUAAGAACAUUUACAGAGCUGCGGUAGAGAACUUCUUGCCAACUCCCUCCAAGUCGCACUAUGUCUUUAACCUACGGGAUUUCUCACGGGUGAUCCAGGGGGUACUGCUCUGCCCUCACACCCAUCUACAGGACAUGGAAAAGCUUAUCCGGCUUUGGAUUCAUGAGGUUUACCGGGUCUUUUAUGAUCGUCUAGUUGACAAGGCAGACAGAGACAUUUUCUUCAACAUGGUGAAAGAAACCACCUCCAAUUGCUUCAAGCAGACCAUGGAGAAGGUGCUCAUCCACUUGUCACCUACUGGAAAGAUCAUUGAUGAUAACAUCCGCAGCCUCUUCUUUGGGGACUUUCUAAAGCCAGAAAGUGACCAAAAAGUCUACGAUGAGAUCACUGACCUGAAGCUGCUGACAUUCGUCAUGGAGUACUACCUGGAAGAGUACAACAACGUCAGCAAGGCCCCCAUGUCUUUGGUCAUGUUCAAGUUUGCCAUAGAGCACAUCUCCAGGAUCUGCCGAGUCCUGAAGCAGAACAAAGGUCACUUGCUUCUAGUGGGCAUUGGGGGCAGUGGGCGGCAGAGUGCCACCAAGCUGUCCACAUUCAUGAACUCCUAUGAGAUAUACCAGAUUGAGAUCACAAAGAAUUACACAAACAACGAUUGGAGGGAGGACCUGAAGAAGAUAAUGCUGCAGGCUGGAGUGGUCACCAAGAGCACCGUGUUCCUCUUCUCUGAUAAUCAGAUCAAGGACGAGUCAUUUGUUGAGGACAUCAACAUGCUUUUGAACACAGGUGAUGUGCCCAAUAUCUUCCCAGCUGAUGAGAAGGCUGAACUUAUAGAGAAGAUGCAAACAGCAGCCAGGACAGAAGGCGUAAAGAUUGAAAUCACUCCUCUUUCUAUGUAUACCUUCUUCAUCGAGAGGGUGAGAAAGAACCUUCACAUCGUACUUGCCAUGAGUCCAAUUGGGGACGCCUUCAGAAACCGCCUGCGGAUGUUCCCCUCAUUAAUCAAUUGCUGUACCAUUGACUGGUUCCAGGCCUGGCCCACAGAUGCCCUAGAGUUGGUGGCCAACAAAUUUCUAGAGGAUGUGGAGCUUGAUGACAACAUUCGGACAGAGGUUGUCUCCAUGUGCAAGUACUUCCAAGAGAGCGUGAAAACCUUGUCAGUUGAUUAUUACAACACGCUUCUCAGACGCAACUAUGUAACCCCCACAUCCUACCUCGAAUUGAUCCUAACCUUUAAGUCACUUCUAAAUAGCAAGAGGCACGAGGUGGACAUGAUGAGGAACCGCUACUUGACAGGCUUACAGAAGCUGAACUUUGCAUCUUCCCAAGUGGCUGUCAUGCAAAAAGAACUGACUGCCCUUCAGCCCCAACUCAUCCAAACCUCUGAGGAGACAGCCAAGAUGAUGGUGAAAAUUGAAGAAGAGACAAAAGAAGCCGAUGCUAAGAAGCUUCUGGUGCAGGCAGAUGAAAAGGAAGCCAAUAUUGCCGCAGCUGUUUCUCAAGCCAUCAAGAAUGAAUGUGAGGGGGACCUGGCUGAGGCCAUGCCAGCGCUUGAGGCUGCUCUCGCUGCCCUGGAUACUCUGAACCCAACCGAUAUCUCCCUGGUGAAGUCGAUGCAGAAUCCACCAGGCCCCGUCAAGCUGGUCAUGGAGAGCAUCUGCGUCAUGAAGGGCCUGAAGCCAGAAAGGAAGCCAGAUCCCGGUGGCACGGGUAAGAUGAUAGAAGAUUACUGGGGAGUGUCAAGAAAGAUCCUUGGAGAUUUGAAAUUCUUGGAGAGUCUCAAGACAUAUGACAAGGACAACAUUCCUGCAGUUAUCAUGAAGCGGAUCCGGGAAAGGUUCAUUGAUCACCCUGACUUUCAGCCGUCUGUCAUUAAAAAUGUGUCAUCUGCCUGCGAGGGUCUGUGCAAGUGGGUGAGGGCCAUGGAGGUAUAUGAUCGCGUGGCCAAGGUGGUGGCUCCCAAACGGGAGCGGCUGAGGGAGGCUGAGGAGAAGCUAGAUGCACAGAUGCAGAAGUUGAAUCAGAAGCGAGCAGAGCUGCAGCUAGUGGAAGACCGGCUGCAGGCUCUAAAUGAUGACUUCGAAGAGAUGAACAUCAAGAAAAACUCGUUAGAGGAAAACAUUGAGUUAUGUUCCCAAAAGUUGGUCAGAGCAGAGAAACUGAUCAGUGGUCUUGGAGGCGAGAAAGACAGAUGGACAGAAGCUGCCCGGCUGCUGGGGAACCGCUAUGUUAACCUGACAGGGGAUGUGCUGGUGUCCUCCGCCACUGUGGCUUACCUGGGUGCCUUCACAGUGGAUUAUCGGGCCCAGUGCCAACAGGAGUGGUUGGCCUGCUGUAAGGCAAAAGUCAUUCCAGGCUCAAGUGACUUCAGUCUCAGCAACACAUUAGGGGAUCCCAUAAAAAUCCGUGCCUGGCAGAUAGCCGGACUUCCUGUGGAUUCCUUCUCCAUUGACAAUGGCAUCAUUGUGUCCAAUUCUAGACGUUGGCCCUUAAUGAUUGACCCUCAGGGACAGGCCAAUAAGUGGGUCAAAAACAUGGAGAAAGCAAAUAAACUCUCCAUCAUCAAGUUCUCUGACACCAAUUAUGUGAGGACAUUGGAAAAUGCCCUGCAGUUUGGCACCCCUGUCUUACUGGAAAACAUUGGAGAAGAGCUCGAUGCAUUUAUUGAACCCAUCUUGCUCAAGGCAACAUUCAAACAGCAAGGGGUUGAGUAUAUGAGGCUGGGUGAAAAUAUCAUCGAAUACUCUAGAGAUUUUAAGUUCUAUAUCACCACGCGUCUGAGGAACCCACAUUAUCUUCCUGAAGUUGCUGUCAAAGUCUGUCUCCUCAACUUCAUGAUCACACCCUUAGGUCUCCAAGAUCAACUCCUUGGCAUUGUGGCUGCCAAGGAGAAACCGGAACUAGAAGAGAAAAAGAACAAGUUGAUUAUAGAAAGUGCAGAGAAUAAGAAACAGCUAAAGGAAAUUGAAGACAAGAUCUUGGAAGUCCUCUCCCUGUCUGAGGGCAAUAUACUGGAAGAUGAAACUGCCAUCAAAGUUUUGUCCUCUUCAAAGAUACUGUCUGAGGAAAUCUCUGAGAAGCAGAAAAUAGCUUCCAUGACAGAAACAGAGAUUGAUGAGACCCGAAUGGGCUACAAACCAGUAGCUGUGCAUUCGGCCACCAUUUUCUUCUGCAUCUCUGACCUGGCCAACAUCGAACCCAUGUACCAGUACUCCCUGACGUGGUUCAUCAACCUCUAUGUGCAUUCCUUGGCCCACAGCAUGAAGAGCGAUGAGCUGGAUCUGCGCAUUGAGUAUAUCAUUGAACAUUUCACCCUGUCCAUCUACAACAAUGUGUGCCGCUCACUGUUUGAGAAGGACAAACUUCUCUUUUCCCUUCUCCUGACCAUCGGCAUCAUGAGAGAGAAAAACAGAAUCAAUGAGGAAGUUUGGUACUUCCUUCUAACUGGAGGCAUUGCCCUAGAUAACCCCUUCCCCAACCCAGCUCCUGAAUGGUUGUCUGAGAAGUCAUGGUGUGAGAUUGUUCGAGCAUCCUCAUUACCCAAACUAGAAGGCCUGAUGGAACAUUUUGAACAAAAUUCUGAAAGCUGGAAGCCAAUCUAUGACUCAGCCUGGCCCCAUGAAGAGACAUUCCCUGCUUCUUGGAGGUUCCUUCAAGGACUAGAGAGGAUGGUGAUCCUCCGAUGUUUACGUCCUGACAAGAUGAUCCUAGCCUUUCAGGAUUUUAUUGCUGAAAAUAUGGGAAAGGUGUUCGUUGAAGCCCCCACCUUUGAUCUCCAGGGAUCCUACAAUGAUUCCAAUUGUUGUGCACCAUUAAUUUUUGUGUUAUCUCCAGGAGCAGAUCCAAUGGCAGGCCUGCUGAAGUUUGCAGAUGACCUUGGUAUGGGUGGCACCAAAAUACAGACCAUUUCCCUUGGUCAAGGCCAAGGCCCUAUUGCUGCCCAAAUGAUCAACAACGCAAUCAAAGAGGGGACCUGGGUGGUCCUACAGAACUGCCAUUUGGCAACAAGCUGGAUGCCCAUGCUAGAAAAGAUCUGUGAGGAGGUGAUUGUUCCUGAAAACACCAAUGUGAACUUCAGACUGUGGCUAACCAGCUAUCCAUCAGAGAAGUUUCCGGUCAGCAUUCUCCAGAAUGGGAUCAAAAUGACCAAUGAGCCUCCCAAAGGGCUUCGGGCCAACCUUUUGCGUUCCUACCUCAAUGACCCCAUCUCGGAUCCUGUGUUUUUUCAAAGCUGUACAAAGCCAGUGAUGUGGCAAAAGCUGUUGUUUGGCCUUUGCUUCUUCCACGCCAUUGUUCAAGAGAGGAGAAACUUUGGACCUCUAGGUUGGAAUAUUCCUUAUGAAUUUAACGAGUCUGACUUGAGAAUCAGCAUGCGGCAGAUCCAGAUGUUUCUCAAUGAUUACAAGGAGGUGCCAUUCGACGCACUGACCUAUUUGACAGGUGAAUGUAACUAUGGCGGCAGAGUGACUGAUGACAAAGACAGGCGUCUCCUGCUGUCUCUUUUGUCCAUGGUCUAUUGUAAGGAGAUUGAACAAGACUAUUAUUUCCUUGCCCCUGGAGAGACAUACUACAUCCCUCCCCAUGGCACUUAUCAGUCCUACAUUGAUUAUCUCAGGACUCUCCCCAUCACAACACAUCCAGAAGUAUUUGGCCUCCAUGAGAAUGCCGACAUUACCAAGGACAACCAGGAAACCAACCAGCUCUUCCAGGGGGUGCUGUUGACCCUCCCGAGACAGUCAGGAGGGAGUGGAAAGUCCCCUCAGGAAGUUGUGGAUGAGCUGGCCCAGGACAUACUCUCCAAGCUUCCCAAAGACUUUGACCAGGAAGAGGUGAUGAAGUUGUAUCCUGUGGUCUAUGAGGAAUCUAUGAACACGGUCCUAAGGCAGGAGGUUAUCAGAUUCAACAGGCUGACUAAAGUGGUUCGCCAAAGUCUCAUCAAUAUUGGCCGAGCCAUCAAAGGGCAGGUUCUGAUGUCCUCAGAGCUGGAGGAAGUCUUCAAUAGCAUGCUCGUGGGUAAAGUUCCAGCUAUGUGGAUGGCCAAGUCCUACCCAUCACUGAAGCCCCUGGGGGGCUAUGUGGCUGACUUACUGACCCGCCUGGCCUUCUUCCAGGAAUGGAUUGCCAAGGGGCCCCCUUCAGUCUUUUGGAUCUCUGGAUUCUACUUCACACAGUCUUUUUUGACGGGUGUAUCUCAGAAUUAUGCCAGGAAAUAUACCAUCCCCAUUGACCACAUUGGAUUUGAAUUUGAGGUAACUACACAAGAAACUGCUAUGGAGAGUCACCCAGAAGAUGGGGCUUACAUUAAAGGACUUUUCCUUGAAGGUGCCCGUUGGGACAGGAAAACGAUGCAGAUUGGAGAAUCUCUCCCCAAAGUCCUCUUUGACCCACUGCCCAUCAUCUGGCUGAAACCUGGGAAGAGUUCUACGUUUUUGCACCAGAACAUUUAUAUCUGUCCAGUGUACAAAACAAGUGCCCGGCGAGGUACCCUGUCCACAACAGGCCACUCUACGAACUACGUCCUCUCCAUUGAGCUCCCAACAGACGUGCCCCAGAAGCACUGGAUAAACCGAGGAGUAGCUUCACUGUGCCAGUUGGAUAACUGA
Molecule: messenger RNA, 12342 nt
Organism: Jaculus jaculus (lesser Egyptian jerboa)
Lineage: Eukaryota; Metazoa; Chordata; Mammalia; Rodentia; Dipodidae
Gene: Dnah3
Product: dynein axonemal heavy chain 3
Exons: 61
Coding region: 139-12342 (4067 amino acids)
Biological process (GO): microtubule-based movement
Cellular component (GO): dynein complex
Molecular function (GO): dynein light intermediate chain binding; ATP hydrolysis activity; minus-end-directed microtubule motor activity
Source: RefSeq, a predicted model, not a curated record